Habropoda laboriosa is the source of this 712-nucleotide messenger RNA. RefSeq lists its product as uncharacterized. The transcript is spliced from 2 exons. Gene Ontology annotation, cellular component: extracellular region. The record is from RefSeq and is a predicted model, not a curated record. Gene Ontology annotation, biological process: lipid transport. Gene Ontology annotation, molecular function: lipid binding. Lineage: Eukaryota; Metazoa; Arthropoda; Insecta; Hymenoptera; Apidae. The coding region runs from base 58 to 642 and encodes 194 amino acids.
CUGGUAAAGCUGGCGCAUCAGUCACUUUCUAGUUGUUCCACGGAUUAUUCGAGAAAAAUGAAGAGCAUCGUUGCUAUCAUCUUGGCCGUCGCGCUGGUCUCCGAGGCGAAAGUUGCACCGUCUAGUGCCACAAAUUCCCAAGCAUCGCCUGAAGUUCAAUUGACCGAGCUCAUCAAUCAGGCUCAAACGAACAUCAACAAUUUGGCGAAACAAAUCCAGGAACAAUGGAACAUCCCUGACCAGGAGACCAUCGUUAAAACUGUAAAAGAACAGAGCACCAAUUUCGUUACCAAUAUUCAAGAAUACAUGAAGAACAUUACUGAAGAGGUAAAAAAUAAGAGUCCUGAAUUGGAACGUAUGUGGGUGGACGUUAAAACCAAACUAACAAAGGUCGUCGAUGAUAUUAACAGCGGAAUCCCGAAUGCUCAGCAACAGGUUGCUGAUCUGCAAGCCAAGUUUCAGCAGGGAAUUCAGACCGUCCUUAAAGAAUCUGACACUGCCGCGAAAUCUCUGAGCCAACACUCUGGAAAAGUCCAAGAGGAUCUUGCAAAGUUCACGAAACAAGCAGUUGAUAUUGCUGUACAGGCAACGCAGAAUUUGAACGCUCACCUUCAACAGGCGGCCGCAGCUCAGAAAAGCUAAACAGCCGACACCGUCCGAUGCUAACAUUCGAGAAUGUACUAACUUACCGUUAAAAAAGAGAAUAGAAGAG